Cryptomeria japonica (Japanese cedar) is the source of this 1242-nucleotide messenger RNA. RefSeq lists its product as uncharacterized. NCBI's taxonomy places the organism in Eukaryota, Viridiplantae, Streptophyta, Pinopsida, Cupressales, Cupressaceae. Bases 590 to 973 code for a protein of 127 amino acids. The transcript is spliced from 8 exons. The record is from RefSeq and is a predicted model, not a curated record.
GUUCGGCUAAGACUCCUCCAUACUUCAUUCUUUCAUCUCCCUCUUUUAUUUCCUAAAAGCUGGUGAGUUUUACAGUAGACAACAGGCACAAUGACAUCGCGGGCCGAGGUCUUUCAAUGCAUUGGUAGACUGAUCAAAACUGACGAUGAUUUGCUAGAUUCCGAUCUCAACGGAAUAAUCGAGGCUAUUGAUCAUGUUUUAUUCGAAGCAAACAAGGAUACAGAGAAUGAGUCAAAGAAGCACAAUGGCGAGGAAUGGAAAACGGGCCUUCAAGACUUAGAAAAAUGGGGACACAAGAUCGGAUCAGUUGUCAAGCAGAUUUCGAACUUUUGUGUAGAUAAUGUGGAUAUAGCCGUCGACGUGCUGGAAACUAUUGGAGAGUGUCAUUGGGCGGCAGUUGGUUUCGUACUGGUAGCCUCAGUUUUAGAAAAGUGGCAUACAGUUAAACAUAACGAGAAAGAGUGUCUGGGGGUUCUCAAGUCCAUGAACGAUUUAGCCAAAGUUCUGUUGGAGCUUCGGCCUCUUCGACCUCACGAAACGCCAAACACGCAGGCCAAAAUAAACGAAUCUAUUCAUAUGAUAUUUAAAAAUGAUGGACAAUGCCUUCGUAAUGAGAUUCAUAAAAUCUGGAAGUGACAAAACCCAUCUUGAAGAAGUUCGUCGAGAAAUUGAGGGUUUGCGCAGUAUACUACAUGUACAUAUUAGUGUAUGUAUUUUUAAACGACUCUGUGAGAAGGAAAAGGAAUUUGAAGGGACGAAACAAUCUGUAACAAGCGACCAAAAUGAAGAAGUUCUAGAUGGAAAACCUCCAGGAAAUGGUACAUCUACUGUUACGGACCAAACUCCAAGAGAUGAUUCCAAAAAAAGACGUCGCAGUCAAGAUUGGACUGAACCUUCCUAUCCUCCUGUAACUCCAAGCAAGCGGGAGAAAGUUUACGACUCAAGAACCGGCAUUGAGGGGAACACAAAAUGAAGGUAAACAAAUACCAGUCAUCUAGGGAGCGUCGCCUUUAUUUGACUUUGGUCAUCUGUGGCAAGUUCACACUGAAUAAAUGCUCCAUAUUAAUUAUAUAUAGGAAGCUUUUAUGGUAUAGUUUAUUACACAGUUAUGCUUAGAUUUAUUGUUCACGAUGCUGUAAACAAGUGUGAUUGAUUAGAUGAUUCUCCAUAUUUCAUCACAUUAUUGGAAUGAUAUUUAGUAUUGCUUAAUAAUAUAGAAUAAUCUAUUAGAUGACUCGUUUA